AAUGCAUGACAGUUAAAAAAUUAUUUUCACGACACAAAAAAGGUAGGUAAAUAACAAGUUUUGCUUUGACUUCAUCCCCCACGUAGGUAAUGCACGUUUUAAACAGAACAAAUCCAAAGCAGCAGAUUCGUGCUCCAGGCACUAGGGUUAGAUACCUAACCAUAUCAGUGUUUUAAACAAAUUAGUGUACAAAUACUUCGCUAAGGGUAUUGGUAGCUAAGACGGCUUUAAGUGGCGAAAAUAUAUUCUUUCUGACCUAAGUCUUAUUUAUAAUCUAUUCUAUUUUUUUAAUCGUUUGAUUCAAAACUAAACCCAAUUACUAAUGGUAAACUACCAAUUUUUUUUUCUGUAGCCCUCUUAACAGUCCAGGAUCUCCUAGCUAAUGCACUUGAUUUCUUCUCAAUUGCAGGCCCUCUUUCUGAUCAGCGCUUUAACACAGGAAAAACACUGGGAUGCUUCAGAUGCAUUCCGUGACGCUUCUGAAAAGAGCUCAGCCCCGGCUCGCCUGCUCCCCGGGUCCAAGCCCCGCCCGCCUGCUCCCCGGGUCCAAGCCCCGCCCGCCUUCUUUCCGGCCUCCCAGUCCUAGGAGCCGGGCGCCCACCCUCACCCCUCCUUCCUCUCCCCACCCCCACCCCGGGGCGCGGGCCUCGUGGUCAGCGCAGUCGCGGGGAGACAAAGGCCGCGGCGCGGGGGCUCAAGGGCACUGCGCCACGGGCCCGCGCUC
Messenger RNA from Chinchilla lanigera (long-tailed chinchilla), 724 nucleotides. RefSeq names its product forkhead box protein D1-like. Lineage: Eukaryota; Metazoa; Chordata; Mammalia; Rodentia; Chinchillidae. The record is from RefSeq and is a predicted model, not a curated record.